Messenger RNA from Zootoca vivipara (common lizard), 6170 nucleotides. RefSeq names its product G2/M-phase specific E3 ubiquitin protein ligase (gene G2E3). The record is from RefSeq and is a predicted model, not a curated record. Gene Ontology annotation, molecular function: ubiquitin-protein transferase activity. Gene Ontology annotation, cellular component: nucleus. NCBI's taxonomy places the organism in Eukaryota, Metazoa, Chordata, Lepidosauria, Squamata, Lacertidae.
CCAGUCCCCCGCCGCGGCCGCUUUUCCCGCGAGCGAGAGGCUUCGCCGCUACGACCCCGCGUCGCCCCGAAAGCGCUGCAACCGCCUCCCUCCUGCAGCGGCUAAGAGACUGAAAGGGAGAGAGAAGAGGAGCACCAAGACAACAGCAGCCGAGCGUCCGAUUAACAGAUGUCCCUCGGAGAUCCGGGAAUUCUGCUUUAUUAAGGCAAGAGCAGCCGAGCGUCCGACCAACCAAUCGGAAGGACGCGGGGCGGGGCGGAGCUUCCUCCUCGCAUCCUUGGCCGCCUUUGUGACGCAAGCGGAUGCUGGAGUUUUGAAUGCUCCGGCGGUUAUUUUGGAGUGGACGUGCGAGCAGAAGGGUGCGCGACCGCCUGCUUUACGGAUCGCGCAGUUGGAAGGAGAACGCUAGGAUGAGUGAUAACAUUGUUGGCUGCCUUCAGAAACUGACCUGUGAAUUUUGUCAACGGGCUGAUGACCGUCCUGAAAAGUAUGGGGAAAGGAGGACUUACGAGGAUUACAAUCUCACUGUUCAUUAUUACUGUGUGUUAAUGUCAAGUGGGAUUUGGCAGAGAGGUGAAGACGAAGAAGGUUUUUAUGGGUUUUUACCUGAGGACAUCCAAAAAGAAAUUAAUCGAGCUGCAAGACUGAAAUGUGCUAUCUGUAAGAAAAAAGGUGCUUCAAUUGGUUGUGUGGCAUCCAGAUGCAAACGAAGUUACCACUUUCCUUGUGGGGUAGAGAGAGGAUGCAUUUUCCAAUUCAGGGAAAAUUUUCCGUCAUACUGUUGGAAACACCGACCCACACAAAAACGUUCCCCAACCUCUAAUGGAUCAUCACAGUGUACCAUAUGUUUAGAGUUGGUUGAACAUGCACCAUCGUAUAACAUUUUGGCAAGUCCGUGCUGCAAAAAUGCUUGGUUUCAUAGAGACUGUUUGCAGUGUCAAGCGCUAAGUGCAGGGGUAUUUUUCUUUAGAUGCCCUGUAUGUAAUAAUAAAGAGAAAUUUCAGAAUGAAAUGUUGAGAAUGGGCUUACAUAUUCCAGAAAGAGAUGCCUCCUGGGAACUGGAAGAGAAUGCAUACCAGGACCUUCUUCAGUGCUACCAACACUGUGACAUCAAUAUCUGCCUCUGCGAAAAUGGAAGAAACUACAAUGAGCCUGAUAGCAAAUGGGAAAUAAAGCGCUGUCAAUAUUGUGGUUCGAGUGGAACUCACUUGGCAUGUUCCUCACUAACAAGUUGGGAGCAAAAUUGGGAAUGCAUAGAAUGUAGAACUAUCCUUGCCAAAUCAACUGGGAACUGUCAGAAAUGGCGAAAGCGUUCUCGGAGUAUGCCAGAAAAUACAGAUAUUGGCGAUAGCUUGCUGGAAGAGCCAUCACCCAAAUGUCCCAGACAGUCUCCUGGAUCCCAUCUUGGCUUCCUUGUCAGGUCCCCAAAGAUAUGCCCCAGUGGCUUUACUCAGUGUUCACAACUAGAUCUCCCCUCUUCGAAUAAUAGACUGAUAUCCCCUUCCUCCGUGAUUAGUCCUUCCGUGAGGAAUCUGACACUAAGAAAAACGCAACUUGUAGUGCAGCAAAGAAAAGUUUCCAAUAUUCUGAGGGAAUUAAGAUCACAAAUUAAUACCAAACGAACAAGACUGAAUAUCAAUAGACGAAACAUCUGGGAUAGCGCCUUAAAGGGAUUUCAGAAGCGGAGCUUCAAUCCUGCCAAUACUAUUGAAGUAAAGUACAUAAACUGCAGGACAAAAACACAUAUGGAUUCAUCAAAGGGAGAUUUUUUUCUAUUACUGAUUCGUCACCUUCAGAACUCCUCGCUCUUUGAAGGCGAUUCCUCAAAAAUAUUGUCUUUUGAUUCUCAAGCUCUUAAAGAUAAUUUAUACUAUGAAGCUGGAAAAAUGAUAGCAGUUUCUCUGGUUCAUGGAGGGCCAUCUCCUAGCUUCUUUUCCAAGACCUUGUUUGAUUGCCUUGUUUAUGGCACAGAGAAUGUGAAACCAACUAUUGAAGAUGUUGCUGAUGUGACUGUUCUGCAGACAAUAGAGAAGAUAAAAUCUGCAAGAACUCUGAGCAGCUUAGAAUCAGCAAUAAGUGAUUGCUCUGAAUAUCUCGCCAUUGCUGGAUGUUUGAAACCUGUAACAGCUCUACAUGAUAAGGAUGCGUUGGUGAAUGAGAUAUUGAAUUACCAUGUCAUAAAGAGAACACUUUUACCUUUUGAAAGCUUUAGACAAGGUUUGAAAACACUUGGUGUUUUGGAAAAAAUGCAGAUGAAUCCUGAUGCAUUCUGUAGCAUAUUAUGUCACAAGCCUGAGAAACUUACAGCAAAACUUCUUGGUGAUCUCUUUGCUAUCCACUGUGUACCGGGAGCAGACAAAGCCAGAAGUCUAGAUUUCUGGAUGGGUUACUUACAGGAAACAGAAGGUGGUGAGUCAGCAGUAACUCUAGAGGACAUCUUAGUGUUUGCAACUGGCAUUCGUGAUAUCCCACCCAUUGGCUUUGAUCCUGAGCCUGCAGUUAAGUUUCUGCAUAUAAAAUACCCUGUUGGAAAGAGACGCCUUAAUUGUUUAGAGCUUCCAAUAACAAAGUCUUACGAGAAGUUUAAAAGAAUUAUGGAUUGCACCAUCAGAAGUACUCUAAGGUUAGAAUCAGAAGUGCAUUAGUCACUACCAUGGAUGCUGAAAAUUGAAUGAUGAAGCAUUUAAGAAGCUUGCUAGCUGCUACCGGAUAACACACAUGUUCAUCCUCACAGACUUGAAACUUGAUCGUCUUUACAUUUUGAACUUGGAUUCAAAAUGAUGAACAAACAAAGCUUUCCAAACCAUUUUGCAUUAUUUGGUUUCUUUUUAACACUGUGCCCUAAUCUCAUCCUUAGCACAAUCCCACUUCAUAACACAAGGCAACUGGUGACAUAAUUGUCUGCUGGUGUACUGUAGCAUCCAUCCAUUUAUAUUAUAAUCAAAUAUACACUAGCAGACAACUAGAUUCACAAAUCCCUUUUACAUUGGUUUGUAAUAUAUCCAGAAAAUCAUGUUUUUGUGUAAGUUUUGACUUGUUGGUUUGUUGAGAUGAGAGAAUAUUUUACAUUCUAAGUGAAUUUCAAGUAUCCUAGCUAUUACUUAUGAACUAUAAUAAGGAAGCUAAACAUAAUACCUCAUUUUAACUUUAGUCAGAUAUAUAUAGAUAUAUAUAUAUUAAAGAAUAACAGGGCUUUAUGACACUGAAUACAGCUGUGGCGCAGAAUCCCAGCUGCUUUACAAUUAAAUUUCCGUUCUACAGUCAUUCCAAAUAUUUUUCUUAGUAUUAGAAAAAUGGGCUGGUGUGUGUAAAGGUGUUGCAAUUCAUAGAAAGUAUAAGCAAAUUCUUAUGUGCUAGUUAUAAGUGACUUAAGAAAGAAUAUAGAUACUUAGAUGUCAAUCGUUUGAGAGAAAAGAUGAGGUUGACUUCAAGGGAACGGCCAUGUCAAAAGGAUGUGCAGAAGAAGAAGAAGAAGUGUUUGAACUUGAUAUACCACCUUAAGGAGUCUCAAAGCGGCUAACAAUCUCCUUUCUCUUCCUCCCCCACAACAAACACUCUGUGAGGUGAGUGAGGCUGAGAGACUUCAGAAAAGUGUGACUAGCCCAAGGUCACCCAGCAGCUGCAUGUGGAGGAGCGGGGAAGCAAACCCGGUUUGCCAGAUUACGAGUCCACCGCUCUUAACCACUACACCAGGGGUCCCCAAACUAAAGCCCGGGGGUCAGUAGCGGCCCAAUCACCUUCUAAAUCUGGCCCGUGGACGGUCCGGUAAUCAGCAUGUUUUUACAUGAGUAGAAUGUGUUCUUUUAUUUAAAAUGCAUCUCUGGGUUAUUUGUGAGGCAUAGGAAUUUAUUCAUAUAUUUUUUCAAAAUAUAGUCUGGCCCCCCACAAGGUCUCAGGGACAGUGGACCGGCCCACUGCUGAAAAAGUUUGCUGAACCCUGUUCUAGUAUCUCCAAACCCUAUCAAAGUUCAAAAGAAAGCAAGCAGAAAUUCACACAUUGAAGGCCCUGUAUGUGCCUGUUAUGAGAAUGGCAACAAACUAUAUGUAGAGAUACAUCUUGAAUUGCAGUGUUGCAGGAAUUAUUCUCUGUGUAGCAUAGAUCCUUACAUUUAAACAUUCCAUACUACACUGUAAUUACUGUAGAACCUUAGUAUACAACCUUAGAAUAGACUAUUAGAAUAGGAUCAUAGAGUUGGAAGGGAUCCAGAGGAUCAUCUAGUCCAACCCCCUGCAAUGCAGGAAUAUGCAACUGUAUCUUAGGCGGAUCGAACCUGUAACCUUAGUGUUAUCAGCACCACGCUCUAACCAACUGAGCUAUCCACCUUAAAGUAUUUCACUUACUCAAAAAAGAUAAUUUUCCAGUGUUUUCUGUUGGAUUGUAUAUGGCUUUUCUUUGUGUCCUGCUCCCUGCCCUGGGUUUUGCAGGCCAAGAUAUUUGCAAUUGCACUGCGCUUUGAAAAAUCCUCCAGGUACAUUAUGAGCAUCAUAUAAACAUGUUUUAAACCUUGAGCUGAAGAACAGGGAGAAUUGCUUAAAAGACCUCCCAUGUCAUGCUAAGCAUUGGAAAUGAGCUCCCCUCCCAUACUGGGGAAUGCAGAGAUUUUGCUGGCUACCCAAACUAGCAAAAAUUGGUAGGCUACUGGAAGAAAGGAUUUUGGGCUGCUGUGGGUUGUAUUCAAUUAAGCUUUUCCAUUUGCACAAUGGAAUUUCCUCCCUCUUCCCUGCAUUCCCACACACACCCUCAAAAUCUGCUCCAGAAGGCCUGGAGAUGUUUGGGGGCAGAGAAGCUUUGUUCAUACAGCAUGGAACAGAACCCUCUUAUGUUUAUAAACAUGUUGGUCUACUGCAGGCAUGUCCAUAGUCCGUUUCAGGGCCUUAAUCCGGCCCGCCGGCCGGUUUAAUUUGGCCCCUGUGGCAGUUUAUUUUCUGGGGUAAAAUCCUAAAAAAACCUCCACAACUUCAAUCCUUAAAAAAGGUCAAUAGCCCUCACAGCCCUUCAUUUCAACAAAUCUGGGCCUCUUUGAAAAAAGUUUAGACACCACUGGUCUACUGUAUAAUCUUUGUUCUCUACACAAGUCUUGAUCAUUGUAUUUAAUAUUGCAGUAUCUGUGGAUUUAAUUUACUUCCCAUGAUUGAUGCAUCCUGGCAAUCUAUUUUUUGCACUUUGUGAUUUUAUGACCUUGUUAGCUUAGCCAUUUGUUGGGUUAAAGUACUAAGAGUAAAGAAAACGCUCUGUUGUGCUAUCUGUGUCUUAAAACCUCUGUGCACAGGAUGUGAACCUCUUAAGUUCUCCUAAUUGUGAUUAUCUGAAUAUGUACUACUUUAUUAGAUUUGUACUGUAAUGCUACAUCUAUACUAGCAAAAGUAAGAGAAACUGCAGAUGAAUGGAAUCUGAAAAUAGAUGUCAGUUCAGGGCAACAGUGUUCCUUAUGGUAGCUCAGGUACCUUUAACACUUAACUGAAUGCUUUUAUCAUAGCAUUCUUAAAUUCAUUGAUUUUUUUUGUUCUGUAAUUUGGAUUAAAGGAAGGCACACUUUCUUUAUGAAUCAACUCUUUCAUGGGUGGGGGGAUUAAACCAUUAGCAUUAUGUAGAAAUAGUAUGGAAUACAAAUUUGCAUGUACAAUUAUAAGUUUGUAAAUAUUAGUUUUUGUUAAAAACUGUUAUAUCUAUUUCCUGGGGCUUUCUAUGGCUUCCCAUGUCUGUUUGCUCUUCUAUUACUUGUAGCAAUGUAUUAUGGGAGAACCGUCAUUUACAUGUAUUGUAUAUAAAGUGCAAUAAAUCAGCAAUGUGUCAGUUAACAGUAUUAAAUAUAUAUGCAUUCAAAUGUAGUUGGACUUUAUUCUUUUGAGGAUGUUCAUGUGCAACAAUGGUGUUGUUUCAUCUGGGAUUCAUGAUAAUCCUCAUGUUACCAUACGAUGUGAAUAGUGCAAACAGGAAUAUAUUAUAUCAUAGUCCAGUGUAACUUACCUAACUUCUUUACAAAUAAAAUUGGUAUAUUAUAACUGAAGAUUCACAAAUGACACUGAUUUAUUUCUUCCUGAAGCGUGAUGGGGGGGUCCCAUUCUUAUAUAUUUUAUAUGAUUCCUGUUCAGGUACCUAUGGAAAAGAUUAUAAACUAAACUUAAAAUUGCAAUUUUAUCCUCAGUGUUUUAACUGAGGGGUUGAAGGA